Molecule: messenger RNA, 736 nt
Organism: Tinamus guttatus (white-throated tinamou)
Lineage: Eukaryota; Metazoa; Chordata; Aves; Tinamiformes; Tinamidae
Gene: RAB33A
Product: RAB33A, member RAS oncogene family
Biological process (GO): Rab protein signal transduction
Molecular function (GO): GTP binding; GTPase activity
Source: RefSeq, a predicted model, not a curated record
AUGGAGCAGAGAAGUGAAGGGCCUGGAACUGAUGAAAGCGGGCGGCCGCCGGGCCCCGACUCCUCGCUGGAGCCCUACGUGCAGACCCGCAUCUUCAAGAUCAUCGUCAUCGGCGAUUCCAACGUGGGCAAGACCUGCCUGACCUUCCGCUUCUGCGGGGGCACCUUCCCCGAGAAGACGGAGGCCACCAUCGGUGUGGACUUCCGGGAGAAGACGGUGGAGAUCGAGGGGGAGCGCAUCAAGGUGCAGGUGUGGGACACAGCUGGCCAGGAGAGGUUUCGCAAGAGCAUGGUAGAACACUACUACCGCAACGUGCACGCCGUGGUCUUCGUUUACGACGUCACAAAGAUGACAUCCUUCACCAACCUCAAGAUGUGGAUUGAGGAGUGCAAUGGGCAUGCGGUGCCCCCUCUGGUGCCCAAGGUGCUGGUUGGGAACAAGUGUGACUUAAAGGAACUGAUCCAGGUGCCCUCCAGCAUGGCCCUGAAGUUUGCCGAUGCUCACAACAUGCUGCUCUUCGAGACCUCGGCCAAGGACCCUCAGGAGAGCCAGAACGUGGAGUCCAUCUUCAUGUGCCUGGCCUGCCGGCUCAAGGCCCAGAAGUCGCUGCUCUACCGAGACGUGGAGAGGCAGCCGAGCAGGGCACAGAAACUGGAGCCGCCGCACAACGCCCACGGUAAAACCUCCUGCCCGUGCUGAGCGCGGCGGCGCCUCCCUGUUUCCAAUAAAGUCUCUG